UGUCAGGUGAACUCAGACCCCAAGAUCGUGAGAAACGUCUACCUCACUGUUACAGAUAAGCGAGUGUUGGAUGGUCAGCUGUACAGAAUGCCUCCAACUAACAAAGAAAAUGGGGAGUAUGGGACGUACAUCCUAGGAGGGAAGGAGAGGUUCCUACAGGCCGGGUCGUCUCUGUCGUUAGUGUGUGUCGUUACCCACACCAAGAAGCCGCCCACCGCCCUUCUCUGGUACCACGACCAACAUGUUCUCGAUUAUGACUCUCCCAGGGGCGGCAUUUCCCUCCAGGUGGAGAAGACGGGAGAACAGACCACGUCAAGGCUACUCUUGUCGUCCGUCACCACCUCUGACUCCGGCAACUACACCUGUCUCCCCGUCAACGCCCCCACCGCCUCUGUUUCUGUCCACGUUAACAGUGACGAGUUGAGAGCGGCAGUACAACAGGAAGACUUCAUCCUCUCCUCCUCCUCCCACCUCCACGAUUCCCCCUUCCUCCUCCUCCUCCUCCUCGUCUUCCUCCUCCUCCUCCUCCUUCUCCACACACCAGGGGAGGUCCUCAGCAGCGGUUAUAGCCUCUCCUAGCACCAGCGCCCAGCAAGGUUCCUCCUCCUAGGGCCGACUUGAAGGAAGUGUUCGCUGAGAUGGUGUGUGGCUGGACGUCGUCAUCAUCAACCUGUCAACGCUGAAAACAGGUCAAGAUUAAUACGCCGGUCACAGGUCACGGGUCUUCGGGUCUCACAGGUCACGGGUCUCGGUUCAAAGUUCAUAGGUAACAGUUGAAAGGUCACGGGUCACGGGUCUCGGUUCACAGGUCACAGUUGAUAGGUCACGGGUCAAAGUUCAAAGGUCACAGGACGCAAGAAAGACAUAAGACAUCUAUAUUAGUCAUUUAAGUUAAUAUCUAGAGUCAUCAGUGGCUUAAUAAGAUAUAAUUCAUUCAUAUAUUUCCUCUUAGUUAAUCUCUAUAUGUCUUCAUGAACUCAUAAAUAUUCCAAAGCCAUAAUUAACUUGCUAAGACAUAAAGCAGACAUUUCCAUUCGCUUAGUUGCUGUCUCCGUCUUCAUUAACUCUCUCACGUCCUAGGGAAAAAAAUCUAAUAUUUACAUCCUUUUUGAAAACUAUCGUCUUUAACUCGCUCCCACACGUUCCAAUAAUGCAUCCUCCUUGCUGACUGAUGACUUUGUGUACGAGUAAUGCUUCUUCAUCAACUCUCUAAGAUGUGUUUAUAUACAGAGGAAAUUAUGGAAAAUAUUAGAAAUAAGAAUAAUUAACGAUCAAUUUUGAGUAGUAAUGAUAGAAUGAGCUGAAAAGUUGAAUAUUGAAGAAAAAAUAAUGACUGAAAAACUCGACAAGGCGACCUGGAAAUGUCGUAAAAGAAAUUGGCGGGAAAUGAAGAAAAGUAAAAACUACAGAAUUUUGUAGGAAAUGAAGUAAUUUUGCGGGAACUGUAAAAAAGUGAAAGCUACAUAAUUUGACGGGAAAUGAAUAAACGGGCGAGGAAAAUGGAGAGAGAAAGAAAGAUAGAGACAGAGAGAACAAGAGACGAAGACCUGUUGAAGAACGUUACUGUAUAAGAUUAUGUGACCAAAAUAUAUAUAUAAAAAUAUAAAGAAUUGUAACUGUUCUUAUUAUUCUCGACAUUUUUAUCUCAGGUUUAAAAAUAAUACGAUUUAUUGUCAUUAAUAUUACAUUCUCAAGUUUUAUGUCUAAGAAGUUAAAAGUCACUUGAGAAAAUAAAACUAAUAACAUCCAUAUUUGUUUAUUUUCUAGAAUUUAAGAAUUUUAUAAAAGCUACGAAAAUUAAUACGUACAAAACCUUGAAAUACCAGUGAUUUUUGUUGUUGUUGUUGUUUACUGUACUCGGGUGCAGAUUCAAGUGACGUAAACACAAACUAACGAACGUACUGUAAACACCGACUGUCAUACCAAGUGGAAUAACAGAGAAAUAAUUUUGAAUGAAGAGAAUGAAUUUAUUUCUCUCGAUUAUGUGAUUAUUUUUUCAAUAAUUAAAUCAAGUUUACAGUCACAGCUGAUGGUGUGUUUACCUAAGUGUGACAUCAUUGAUCUGUUUACAUAAGAGUGACGUCAUUAAUUUGCUUAUAUAAUAGAUUGACGUUAUUUGUCUGUUUACAUAAAAGAUCGUGACGUCAUUGCUCUGUUUACAUAAGAGUAACGUAAUUGGUCUGUUUACAAAAGAGAGUGACGUCAUUGAUCUGUUCACCUAAUAGAGUAACGUCAUUGGUCUAUUCACAUAAGGGAGCAUGACGUCAUUGAUCUGUUCACCUAAUAGAGUAACGUCAUUGGUCUAUUCACAUAAGGGAGCAUGACGUCAUUGAUCUGUUCACCUAAUAGAGUAACGUCAUUGGUCUAUUCACAUAAGGGAGCAUGACGUCAUUGAUCUGUUCACCUAAUAGAGUAACGUCAUUGGUCUAUUCACAUAAGGGAGCAUGACGUCAUUGAUCUGUUCACCUAAUAGAGUAACGUCAUUGGUCUAUUCACAUAAGGGAGCAUGACGUCAUUGAUCUGUUUACACAAAAAAAGAGUGACGUAACUCAUUUAACUACAACCAAAAGUGAUGAAAGCAAACAAGGUGAUAAUAUAAACACAAACAAGAUAAUAUAAUCGAAAACAUCA
Homarus americanus (American lobster) is the source of this 2631-nucleotide messenger RNA. Its product is annotated as zwei Ig domain protein zig-8-like. Gene Ontology annotation, cellular component: neuron projection membrane. The record is from RefSeq and is a predicted model, not a curated record. Gene Ontology annotation, biological process: synapse organization. Lineage: Eukaryota; Metazoa; Arthropoda; Malacostraca; Decapoda; Nephropidae.